Molecule: messenger RNA, 2350 nt
Organism: Fukomys damarensis (Damara mole-rat)
Lineage: Eukaryota; Metazoa; Chordata; Mammalia; Rodentia; Bathyergidae
Gene: Gata2
Product: GATA binding protein 2
Exons: 6
Coding region: 305-1747 (480 amino acids)
Biological process (GO): positive regulation of angiogenesis; positive regulation of transcription by RNA polymerase II; cell fate commitment
Cellular component (GO): nucleus
Molecular function (GO): zinc ion binding; DNA-binding transcription factor activity, RNA polymerase II-specific; RNA polymerase II cis-regulatory region sequence-specific DNA binding
Source: RefSeq, a predicted model, not a curated record
UGCGGCGGGCCAGUGAGAGGGAGAGGCAGCCGGCAAGCACGCAAGGGAAGUGGCGGCUGGGGCUGCUGCUCUAGCCCCUAUCGCGGGGCUGCUGUCACCCCCCACCCUAGCUGGUCAGGUUGCCCGCCAGGCGGACAAAGCAGCCCAUAGCGCAUCGCGGCAACAUGCAGUCGCUCGGAGCGCUGCCCAGGCCCUGCUGCUGAGUGCCACCACCGCCACCUCUGCUGCUGCUGGGCCACUCCAGGAACCCUGCACCCUUGGGUCGUCACCGUCCCGUCCAGACCCCGAGUCACCGCCGCGGGCCAUGGAGGUGGCGCCUGAGCAGCCGCGCUGGAUGGCUCACCCUGCGGUGCUGAACGCGCAGCACCCUGACUCCCACCACCCAGGCCUGGCGCACAACUAUAUGGAGCCAGCACAGCUGCUGCCCCCCGACGAGGUGGAUGUCUUCUUCAACCACCUGGACUCGCAGGGCAACCCCUACUACGCCAACCCGGCCCACGCGCGGGCGCGAGUCUCCUACAGCCCAGCACACGCCCGUCUGACAGGAGGGCAGAUGUGCCGGCCACACUUGUUGCACAGUCCUGGCCUACCCUGGCUGGACGGGGGCAAGGCUGCCCUCUCGGCCGCGGCCGCGCACCACCACAAUCCCUGGACAGUGAGCCCCUUCUCCAAGACAACGCUGCACCCCUCUGCUGCUGGGGGCCCUGGAGGGCCUCUGUCGGUGUACCCCGGGGCUGCAGGUGGGAGUGGAGGAGGCGGCGCCAGCUCAGUGGCCUCCCUCACCCCCUCAGCGGCCCACUCUAGUUCCCAUCUCUUCGGCUUCCCACCCACACCACCCAAAGAAGUGUCCCCUGACCCCAGCACCACGGGGGCUGCCUCCCCGGCCUCCUCUUCUGCCGGGGGUAGUGGGGCCCGGGGAGAGGACAAGGACGGUGUCAAGUACCAAGUGUCACUGACCGAGAGCAUGAAGCUAGAAGGCGGCAGUCCCCUGCGCCCAGGCCUGGCCUCCAUGGGCACUCAGCCUGCCACCCACCACCCCAUCCCCACCUACCCCUCCUAUGUGCCCGCUGCCGCCCACGACUAUGGCAGCGGGCUCUUCCACCCAGGGGGCUUCCUGGGUGGCCCAGCCUCCAGCUUCACCCCAAAACAGCGCAGCAAGACCCGCUCCUGCUCCGAAGGCCGGGAGUGUGUCAACUGUGGGGCCACGGCCACCCCUCUGUGGCGGCGGGACGGCACUGGCCAUUACCUGUGCAAUGCCUGCGGCCUCUACCACAAGAUGAAUGGGCAGAACCGGCCACUUAUCAAGCCCAAGCGGAGGCUGUCCGCAGCCAGGAGAGCCGGCACCUGCUGUGCAAAUUGUCAGACGACAACCACCACCUUAUGGCGCCGCAACGCCAACGGGGACCCGGUCUGCAACGCCUGUGGCCUCUACUACAAGCUGCACAAUGUUAACAGGCCCCUGACCAUGAAGAAGGAAGGCAUCCAGACCCGGAACAGGAAGAUGUCCAACAAGUCCAAGAAGAGCAAGAAAGGGGCCGAGUGCUUUGAGGAGCUGUCCAAGUGCAUGCAGGAGAAGGCGUCGCCCUUCAGCGCGGCCGCCCUGGCCGGACACAUGGCCCCUGUGGGCCACCUUCCACCUUUCAGCCACUCGGGACACAUCCUGCCCACGCCGACACCGAUCCAUCCCUCCUCCAGCCUCUCCUUUGGCCACCCCCACCCGUCCAGCAUGGUGACUGCCAUGGGCUAGGGACAGCGUCCUGCUGCACAGACAGAUAGAUGUCCAGGAGGGAGGUGCUCCCCGGAUGGGUGGACCGUGCCCCGAGCGGCCACCCUUCCCCGGAGGCUGACACCACUCCUGCCAGCCCAGCCAGAGCCCAGAGCCGCUUCCACCUCCUCCAUGGCUCUCCGUGCAGCAGCAGUAGUGGCAGCGGCGGCGCAACAGCAACAGCAGCGGCAGCAGCGGUAGCUGCCGACCUUUACUGUGAAUAUUCUCAACCUGGCCAGAGGCUGCCCCCACCCCCUGCCCGGGUGGCUUCCUUUGUGGACAAUUGUCUGCAGAGCAAACAGGGACAACUUCAUGGCGAGGAAUGGAGGGGCCAGGGAAAAGAUGAAUACAACCAUUUUUUGAAGGAAAAAGAAGUAGGCAAAGAUAAUUUAUUUUGCUUUUGUUUCUAACAGGGACUGGGAGGUCUAGGCUGUCCCACGCUAUCUGGGUUUUUCCUUGGGCCCAUUGCUGGACUACCUGUCCGCCCGGCUUGGCUUGCAGGGCUCUGGGGGGGGCAGGCCUGCAGGCGCGUCCCCCACACCCUCCUCCUCUGCCUUCCCUCUGUGAAACCACUCAGCUCCAGGC